AUGGCGCGCGCCGCAGGAAGCGCCCUUUGUCCCGCCGGACCAACCGCCGGGUCCAACCGCCGCCUUGCCCGGGGCCCCUCCCGACGCCUUCCCCUUCUCCCUCCCCGCCCUCCCGCCGCCUCCGCCGCCCUUUUGCUUUUUGCUUUUUUCCCAGCUGACAGCCGGCGGCCCGGCCGGCAUGGAGAACGUGCCGUCUACAACGAGACCACCGAGCCGGAGGCGAAGCGGCCCCGCCGCCGCCCCUUCGCCUGCACCCUGCGGCACCUGCCGGGGUGGCGGCUGCCAGCGAAGGCGGUCCAGGCGAUUUUCUCCUUUGUGGCUGUUACUUGUGAAGAAAUUGUGCAGGAUUGUGGCAAUUGUGGUGGACUUUACUUCUUUGAAUUCACUAGCUGCAGUGCCUUUCUUUUGAGCCUCCUGAUUCUGUCUGUGUAUUGCACUGAUGUAUAUGAAACACUGGGGGAAGAUAAAGUAGAGAAACUGAAUUUUUGGGCCAUGCCAGUCAUAGCUGCCUGGUUUGUGUUAGCAUCAAUAGUGUUUGCUCUGACCAGCUCUGGCUCUGCUGUUGAAAGUGUUGCAUGUACAUUUGGAUUUCUUGCAAGUAUUGCAUUUGUAGUUGAAUUUGUUAUACAGUGCAUUCACAGGCGAAAGCAAAACGUCGCUGGACAAUCUGAAAAUCCUGGUAACACUCCGAGAGCCACAGAAAAUCAGCCACUGAAUAAACAAACCUAACUUCACGAAA
Messenger RNA from Manacus vitellinus (golden-collared manakin), 739 nucleotides. It is a transcript of the gene CMTM6, whose product is annotated as CKLF like MARVEL transmembrane domain containing 6. The coding region runs from base 1 to 729 and encodes 242 amino acids. The transcript is spliced from 4 exons. Lineage: Eukaryota; Metazoa; Chordata; Aves; Passeriformes; Pipridae. Gene Ontology annotation, cellular component: membrane. The record is from RefSeq and is a predicted model, not a curated record.